GGAAAGUCAAAUGUGUCAUAAAUAAUCUGACUGUUAUUGAGAAACAAAGUUAUAUGUGUCAAACGAACAGCAUAGAUUGUGGUGUGCUCACUUGUCUAAAUGCUGCAUUUCAAGUAGGAAUGAGGCCUAAACAUAUACUUCCAAUAAGUGGUACACAAAUGGUUAGGCAAUGGAUACUAAAUGAAAUAGGAAAGAGUAUAAGUUCUGGCUUGCUAGGUGAAAAUAUUACUUGUGAAGAAAAUAUGGAAAUAAUGAAGAAAGAAAUAGCUGCUACUCAAUAUAUUUAUACUGAAAAUGAUGAGACUUUCGACACAUGUGAUGACCUUAGCAAGGAUGAAGAUACUGACAGUGAUACACAAAGCUCUGACAUAGAUGCAGAUGAAUUAAACAGACAAUUCAGUAACAUAGGAUCUAUGGAUAUUUCAGAAGUUCUUAUUCCAGACUAUGUCAAUUCACCUCCCCCUGUUAAAGAUACAGAGGAAAUACUUUAUGGAAUAAGCUCACAUUGGGGAAAACAGUACUUUCUUGAUCACUAUCCAAUAAUAGAUCGUACUAAAUCUGAUGAGUAUGUUAUUUUAUACAGUAUUUAA
Molecule: messenger RNA, 590 nt
Organism: Amphimedon queenslandica
Lineage: Eukaryota; Metazoa; Porifera; Demospongiae; Haplosclerida; Niphatidae
Exons: 7
Coding region: 54-590 (178 amino acids)
Source: RefSeq, a predicted model, not a curated record